UGGCCGCACGCGUCGUUAUAAACACCACGCCAACGACAUCCGGGGCAGAUCUAGCUGGAGCCUCGCACAGUGUCAGUUCAGUCUAUAACCGUCUUCAUUAAAAUGGGAGAUAUGCUCGUCAUGAAGCCUGAAGCCCUGAGGGAGGUGCACAAGACCACUUUUCUUCCACUAAAUUACAUAAAGAAUACCAAGAACUAUGUACUUUUCCGAUUCCAGCAAGAGGAAUUGCAUCACAUCUUCAACUCAGACCUCAUCCAAGGGAGCACGCUCGUGGACAUCGGCUCUGGUCCGACGGUCAACUUCGUGCUCUCGGCCACGAAGAAGUUCCGGGACAUUGUGGUCAGUGACCUGGUCGAGAGUAACCGACUCGAGGUGGACAAAUGGCUCAAGAAAAGCGCAGACUCGGUCGACUGGUCGUUCCGGGCCGAACAAGUCGCCGAACUGGAGGGACACCGUGACACCAAAAAGGGAGCGUUAGAAAUCAUGGAGCGAGCACGACGUGCCAUCAGCAAGGUAAUCCCCUGCGACGUCCUGGAGCCAGGAGUGCUUCCGAAGGAACACAAGAAACCGUUCGACGUCGUUCUUUCGUGCAACUGUCUGGAGGCGGCGACGGCAGACCCAGAGUCGUUCGGACGUGUUCUGGCGAACAUGGGUUCCCUGGUGAAGCCUGGAGGUUUCCUGGUCAUGGUCGGCACGGGAGGAAUCACCUGGUACGAAGUGGGCAACAAACCCCUUCCCAUGAUGGUACUCACCGAAGAAAUCAUCAGAAAGGCAGUGACGGAUGCGGGAUUCGAGAUCGUGAGGUUUCGCACCGGAGAAUAUGACGGCCCUAUUUUAGAAGACCGAGGCAAGCGAUUCGGAUGGGCCAUGGUAGCCCGCAAGUCUUGAUCGCUCUUCCAAGAAGAGCGAGUGCCUUCUUUUAAAGUUCAUAUUAAAUACAACAUUGCACAUUUAUCUGAAUUCGCCUCGGAGCUUCGUGGUAAUUCUUUUUUUAUUGGCAGUUUGAAAAUGCCUAAUAAAGACGUGCAAAUAUAA
Molecule: messenger RNA, 1035 nt
Organism: Ixodes scapularis (black-legged tick)
Lineage: Eukaryota; Metazoa; Arthropoda; Arachnida; Ixodida; Ixodidae
Product: nicotinamide N-methyltransferase-like
Exons: 3
Coding region: 103-888 (261 amino acids)
Cellular component (GO): cytosol
Molecular function (GO): N-methyltransferase activity
Source: RefSeq, a predicted model, not a curated record